Molecule: messenger RNA, 426 nt
Organism: Capsicum annuum
Lineage: Eukaryota; Viridiplantae; Streptophyta; Magnoliopsida; Solanales; Solanaceae
Exons: 2
Coding region: 1-426 (141 amino acids)
Molecular function (GO): zinc ion binding
Source: RefSeq, a predicted model, not a curated record
AUGUCAAAGGUUGCUAAGGUUGAUAAUAGGGUUAAAGAAUACCUAGAAGAAGCUGGAUGUAAAAAAUGGUUUCGAUGUCACUCGCCUGUUAAUAGAGGUAGAAUGAUGAUGUCUAAUAUAGCCGAAUGUAUUAAUGGUUGCUUGGUAAAGGUUAAGGCAACUGCAAGUUAUCUUUAUUGUGUAUAUGAAUUAGGAAGGAGGUACAUUAUCGAUAUUGAGCGUGGCACAUGCAACUGUGGCCGGUAUCAAAUUGAUAAAAUACCUUGUCCACAUGCAUUUGCUGUAUUAAAGAGUAAAAAUGUAGAUGUAAAAGAUUAUGGUCGUUACUGCUCUGAAUUGUACAGGCCAAACAUCAUUGUCAAGACGUAUAAAUUCUUGAUAGUUCCAAUGUCAGACAUGAGGAUUGGAGUGUUCCUCAAUUUGUAG